Messenger RNA from Pelobates cultripes (western spadefoot toad), 16423 nucleotides. The record is from the annotation of a GenBank genome assembly. Lineage: Eukaryota; Metazoa; Chordata; Amphibia; Anura; Pelobatidae.
CACGGGCCGCACUGUACAUAGACAGCUGGCUGUGCACGCGCGCUCUCACUUCCAGCUGGGAUUAUCUUCGCGAAGGGUGAUUGAUCGUCCGGCAGGUAACACGGGGACAGCCCACUGACAGUCUGAUAAGGGCUCUCUGCUCUCACUCACUGUGCUACCUGGGCCAGGUGAUGGUUUAAUCAAUUGGGGAUGGGGGAACCAGUGUCUGUCCUGGGCCUCCUCCACCUACUAGUGGCGUGUGUGUGCAAUGCCAGGCCCUGGUAUGUCAGCUCCCACUAUGCUCAGCCAGUAAUUACUUAAAUCAUGAAAGCACAGCUGGGGAUUGCCACAAAGGCUGGCUGUUAUUUUAAUUAAUCCAAAAUGUAAACACUGGUAGAAGUGCAGGGCUGGCCCAAAUUUAAUUACAACUCCUUUAAUUCCUAGCCAGCCAUCAGGCCAUGCAAUGUACUGGCACUGCAAUUCUGUGUUCAGGCAGUGAGGGGCCUGGCUAGGGGACCAAAGCUUGCCCAUCGGUGCUUGGCAGUUAAUGAGGCAUGCAAUUGAAAACAUGUUUUGUUACUGACACUGGAGGCUAAGAAGUAAGACUCCAAGCUGUGAUAGAACUACAACUGCUAUGAUACCAAACUCCAUCCCUCCAGAUGUUUCUGAACUAUAACUCCCAUGACUAACAGCCUGUCUAUUUCAUUUCUAGAAUUAUGGGAGUUGUGGUUCAGCAACAUAUCGAGGUCCAGAGUUUGGGGAAGCCUGCCUUAGGUUGUUAGAAUGUUAUGGAUGGAACCUACAACCUCUGGUACCCACCUCCUUGACUUUUAGGGCAUCUGUCCAUCCCAACUGCUUUCCAAAACAAGGGGCGAGCUUUGUUAAAGCUGCCUUUUAAAACCUGUCAAAACAACCACACUAUACUAAAACAUUUAACCUGUUCUGAUGUUUGCAUGCAUAUUACUUGAACAGUCUUCAAUAGAACACCAAUAAAACAAUGAGCCAUUAAUUGUGAUAGGCAAACAUGCCAUAGUCUGGAGUACUUUGAGGAUGGGAAGUUGGUCAUACUAUGAAAUGAUUCAUCUUCAGUAACUGGCUCUGUGACAUUGCUUUGCUGGCAUACAUUGGGGAUUAAAUGGGUGGAGUAGGACAAGGUUUUGAUUUAUAUAAAGGCGAUGUGAAACGUGGCUAAUUUCUUCCAAUCCAUUCCUUACUUGAGGGGGAAAAAACUGGUGUAAAAUGUGUUGGGUCUUUAAAAAAAUAAAAAAUUAUUUAUUAUUGUAAGUAUGAAGCAUGGUGAGGAAUCUCAUCAUACUGGCUGUUUUAUGUCAAUAAUGUAAAAUUUUACAAAUGUUGUGCUGUGAUGGUUCAUCUAGUGAUCAGUGUACUACGGUGUGAUGGGAGUUGUAGAACCCUGUCUAUAUUGGUUACCCAUGCAUUAAAAUGUUUACUGUGCUGGUUACUAGUUUUCACUGAGCCUCCUGCAUUUCUGGCACGUUUUCUUGACUAUCAGUGGGCUACUUUGUGACCUCUUUACAGAGGUCGUGCUACUCUGAAGAGGUGAGUCAGGUACUCCGAAGGUUGUGCUUAAUAGCACCUUCUGACUGGCUGCUACAUUGGGAGUGUUGGGAUUGCAUGGCUCUGACCUAUGUUUGACUUGGGUUACAGUUUUUCUUUAGUGACGUCUGCUGAUCUAGUGGUAUUUCGCCAGUUUGCUUGCUAAAUACACAUUUACAGAUUGCUUUAUUGGUUCUACUAACACUGAACAGUAGAAUCUGAUUACCUCUAAAAUACUACUUGAACAAUCCUGUAACUGGAUCAAUGUUCUUACUUCAUUUAUUUAGGGAGCUUUUUGAUUUCCAUACGGUAUUUUUAAUCUGAGGCUGUUUAACAUUAUUUCAAAGGAAAGUGCUGGUUAUAUACUUGGAUAUAGUUAGUGCUUUUUAAAAAGAUUUGUUUAUGAAACUAUCAGUUUGUGGAAGGAAAUCACUUUUCCAACUUAAUAUGAAAACUUGCCUCCCAACGCCCCCAUUUCUUCCUUUAGUCACUCACUUAGAAAAAACACAAAAUAAUUGAGUGAUCUUUUAUCUCCUAUAUAACCGUAACCUCUAUUUGUUCCCUUUUUUCUUUCCUUUUUCUUCUCUUACCUUCUAAUCCUCGAUUACAAACCUUUUCUUCCCAGAAAUUUUUAGGUAUGUCCUGUCUUGCACAAUCUACUGGAAAUGUUUCUUGUAUUCUGGAAAGAUUGUAAAUUCUAGGACUAAAAAUAUUACAUGCUAGAUUUCCCUUUUUCUUGGGUUUAAAGUCUCAAACUGUAACAUAUCAUUUUCAUAGAAUAUACAUUAUUUUGGGUCAAAGAUUAGAAAAAGCACCAUGCACAGCUGAUGACUGAAAUUAAGUCUAGGGAUUUAUAUUUUUAGGUGACUCUUGGCAGUAGUGGAUUUGUGUUGAUGUUAGGGAGUCCAUGGCAUUAAGAUGCUGUUGACUGCAAUGUCAUAUUAGUUUUAGGGAUUCCAAUGUGCAACAUUUUAAGAAAUGAUCAUCCCUGCUCCCCCCACCACUCCAAACCCACACUCCUACUGACAGGUUCUGUUUGUUUAGAUUGAGACUGGAAAGUUAAACUUAUUUAAAAUUUCUGGGAAAUUCCUAAUUUCUCACCUAAAAAUAGAUUUUUAAAGGGAAAGUUAUUGGAGGUAAAACACGUACUUGAAUUUCUAUAAAUGGUCAUCAAUGGCUGCUAUUGGCGUUUAUCCAUAAAUAAUUAAAAUUAAAAAAAAUUAGAAUAUUUAAAACUUCUAUAGACCUUCCUUAAGAAAAACAUAUUUUUGUUUAGGUAAUUUAAAGCUGAAUUGUCUAGAUUAUUUUAUAGCUAACACAGGACUGGGCAAGUUGUGUUUUUUAUACCUAUAUCUCUAUCUCUCUCUUCUCAAUCUAUAGACUGCACUAGGCAUUUAUGCAAAGCCUGCUUGGUUUCUGCUUAUUGUGUGCUUGUGCAUACUUCACAUUUGUCUGACCUUGGCUAAUUUUCAGAAGGUGUGUAGUGGGUUAGGGGCGUCUCCACCAAUCACAGUGCUUAUUUACAGGUAACGCAAAAUUGAUGCAAUGUGGAUAGUGAUGUUGUAACCAAUCUGAAACUAAUCUAAUUGAAGCCAGAAGGAUGACCUGCUAGGAUUAUCCUGCUUGCAUUCAAACACGUAGUUUUAGUUUAUUAUUAAAGUUGGAUUUUUAAACUUAAAGUUCCCACUGGUAUGGCUUUUCUCACAUCCGUAAUUGCUGUCUGCUCAAGUACUAAUCCGGAAUCCCAGAAUGUAGACCAUAUAAAAUCCUGCUUUUGUGCAAUUCAAUGUCUCUGGAUUAUGAUUCCAGUGGGAAACCACUGUAACAUGGCAAAUUAAUCCCAUGACCCAGAAAUAGUGAUGCACAUUUCAAUGCAAUUAAUAUUUUCACUACUUUUAGAACCCUUUGAGUUUUGCACAGAAUGCAAGUAAUUUAAAAGUAAUGCACCCCCCCUCCCAUCGAAUUUCACUUGAUUUGCAUUUCCGAGCCUCAGCAGCUUCCUGGUUACCGUACUGACAGCUAUGCAUCUCUUGUGCAAAUAUUGGCUUUAACCCUGCAACUUAGCUUGUGCCAGUUAAAUGACAUAAUUGACCAGUGGGAAAGAUUAAAAGUCAGGUCACAGUAAAACGGUUGAAUAAUCCAGGGUAUAAAAACACUUUAAACUGCAAAUUUAUAAAAACAAACUUUUUGCUGGGAUCUUGCUUACAUUCUUAUGUAAUUUAUGGGUACAUAAGCAGUGCCUUUACUUUCUAGCAUUUUACAUAACUUUCCGGAUUUGGUUUUUAUGGCAUGAAUAAUGGUCAAAUCUCUGAUUAUCAACUCACAAAUUUACUAAAAAAAUAAAUUUGAAAACUCAUGAAAUCAGUUGUGUUCAACACUAUUACUGGGACCAUUUAAAGUAUGAUCCUUCAAGUGGAGCACUGAUCUAGAUCCAGAUUUAGUGUUUUUGAAUGAAUGUGCUAUAUAAAUUCAUCACUCAGCCUUUUGCCUCUUUAAACCUGUAUGAAUAUGCUCUAUUUAAAAAUAAAUAAAUAAAAAUAAAAGGGCAGUUUAUUCCCAAAACAUACAUACAUUAUCUAAGAAAGACCCUUAUUUCAAAUCACUUGACAUUUCUGGAUAAUUAUUAAAAUUGAAUAUGAAAUUUGUUUUUUAAUUGUGUAAUAGUUUGAGAUUUUUGGUAUUGUAAUGAUUUUAUUACUUUGAAAAAAUUUAGAAAGUUAAUCUAAAUAUAAUAAAUCCUUUAUUAUCUUAGCUUAUCCAACAAUAUUAAAUUGAGGCCUAAGAAUGCUAUAUUCUAAAUUUACAAUGUCAACAUGUUAAGUGGUGAAGAAAAUCACUGCUCCCAACUCAGUCUGGCAUACUUGCCUUUGUUACCUAUGUUAUUGCACUUGACUUUUUUUCUAAUAUUACAGCAUUAUUGAAGUAGCAUUUAUGAAAAAUAUCAUUUCCAGCCACCAUAAGUGUUUAAGAACAUUUAAAGUAAUCUAGUGCUUUUCAUUUCCAAAGCACAGGACUAAAUUUGUUUCAAUUUAAAAAAAAUCCUUGUAUGUUUACUUGGGCAAUAAGCUUGUAUUAAAGAGAGAAUUUGAAAUGGGGGCAUUUCCAAAGCACCACCUAUAAAGGACUCGGAGGAAAAGUGUGGGAUAUUUUGGCCCAAACUAUAGGAUAAACGUGAAUUUCGGACUCUAAGAUCUUUAUUAUCUGGUACAGUAGUACGUGCAGCACUGCAGGGAACUAAUUUAUUUAAUCCCAAAUGUAUCCCUAUGCAAGCACACCAGCUCUUUGGCAGGCCUUCCUUAGCUGUAGAUUUUUUUUUUUUUAGAUUUGCAUAGUGAGAAUUAUGUCUAAAAUGUUGCUAUACUGCCCCAGGAUGUAUAAGGAAUGCUGUCUAACUUGUGAUGAAUCUUUUGUUUGGAACAACCAAAGCUUCUGAAUAUUAAAAUGUUACAUUAUUUUCUAGACAGAGGUUAAAAUACUGUGGUACAGUGUGCUAUGGCAAGAGACCUGUGGCCUUGGUAAAGGAUUUCAGUUAAAGGAUGUAUGGGAUGUGUGGGGAAAAAAAGCAGACCGUUUUGUUUGUAAAUAGACUAACUAUUCAUCUUGUUUUUGGGAAGCUAACUUUUGAGGUUAAAAGGCAGUCUCACUGCUCAAUACUGUCAUUUAAGGUUAAGAACUUUAAGUUCCUAGCCACAUCUCCCCUUGAUGUGACCUACAGUCUCCCUACACAUUUCCUAUAGAGAUCUAAUGUUUAAACUUCAUUUGAAUCUGUUUACGCUCACACAAGAUAAGAAAUUCUAAAUUAAACACACUGAGCAGAUCAGAUUGAAAAUGAAACUUUUUUUUUUCCAUCCGGUCUGUAGGAGUCACUUACAUGGGAGGUGUGGUUAGGGUGGUAUAAACAAAAUAUUUAACACCGAAAUUACAGAUAAUUAAGCAGUGAGACAGCAGGGGCAUCAUCUAUAACUAAAGUUAUUUGGUGCUUGGUAUCCCUUUAAGUAACAUGGUUCACACUAGACCCACAAGGCUAAUGUGGUGUUGUGGUUUAUCUCAACAUUGACAGGGCUAAUAGAAUAAAAUACUAUAUUCAAUUGUAAGGUUAACACAUAAUCAUGGCUAUAGUAGUUCCUAUUGAUCUUUUAUCAAACCCUGCUCGAGUCUUCAUUUCUCUACUGUGACUCAAUUCCUAAAGAUGAUCAUAUUUAUUUGCAGAAUCAGAAAAAUCUUUCAAGAAUGUUUUCAAAGUUGAUCCAGAGACGCACUUUGAGUGCUCUAUAUUGCAACCUCAAUGCACAGAUGAGUUCGGCUGGGGUGGCAGCUACACAGAAACCAGUUGAAGAACCGUUAAACUCAGAAUAUAUAUAUGACCGAGAAGCCAAGUAUGGAGCUCACAACUAUCAUCCUUUACCAGUUGCUCUUGAAAAAGGAGAAGGUUUGGACCUCACUUUGACAUCUUAUUUUCUCCACAGAUUAAGAUUGCACAUUCAACAUUUUGCCAUAUAUAGGCAUCUUUCUCCAGUAAUUCCACAACUCAACAAACCUUAGCAUAGACUGCUUGCCAAAUCCCCACUGGUAUAGGCUGAAAUCUAAUAAACAGACUAAUAUGUAAAAAUUUGGGAAAACUGCUGUUCACAUAACAAUGCCUCUUAGAACAUUUAGGAUAAGCCUGGUCUGCUUUAUGGUGGGACAUUACUUUGUAAUGCAUGUAACACUCUAGAACUAACAGAACAUGCAAUGGCGACAAUAGUGGGCACACAGAACAUACACUAAUAGUAUUCAAAUAAAGAAUGAUUGAUUGGACUGAACAGCUCUUUAACUGCAUAGUGCUUAACCAGUCUCUUCAUCUUCUUAAAGGUAUAUAUGUGUGGGACGUAGAAGGCAGAAGGUAUUUUGACUUCCUGAGUGCUUACAGUGCUGUCAAUCAAGGCCACUGCCAUCCAAAGAUAAUCAAUGCUUUGAAGACUCAGGCAGAAAAGCUGACCCUCACCUCUAGGGCUUUCUACAACGAUGUGCUUGGAGAAUACAAUGAAUACAUAACAAAGCUGUUCAACUACAACAAAGUGUUACCAAUGAACACAGGUAUAAAAUAUGUAGGACUGGAAGGUUUCUGGUGACCAUUUAAUGUGAGCCUAAACAAAGUUUUUUUUUUUUUUUUCUCUUGCUGUCCAGGUGAAUGAUCUCAUUGCGAUGUUGAGCCAGCAGGGUUUUGUAACUUCUAAAUUCUGUAUUUUUCAGUAACUUAAUACAGCAGGCCCCUCACCCACUGCCCAAAUAUAAUGGGAUCCACUGGUCCAUGUGGAGUAGUUAAUUCCUUUCUAUGUGGCAUGCUUUAGGGUCCCUAGAUUAAUAUAAUCUAUCUAAACACUGCUUGCUUAUUCUGCAGUGCUGUGCAUUUUGGCAGAUAGAUACACUACAAGCAUCUGGCUCGAUGCAAACUGGCAUCUUAAUGAAACUAUUAACUAUUUUAAAACCCAUAUAGGUGACAUUCUGGCUUUUUAAAAUUCAAUUCUUGUUUUAGCUAAAAUCUACAGGAAUAACCUAUUGCUGGUGGUUCUCUGAAGGCAGUUAGCAGUGGUUGUGGAGUCUUUUUACAGAAUAAAUAUGCUGAUUCAGUAACUAUGUGGUGCAACUAGAAUUGCUUACCUUAUUUCCACUCUUCUAGCUGAAAGUUCUGUAGAUUCUAACUGGACAUCUGAGAAUGACAUAUGAUCAAAAUUGGUAAACCACUUGUUGAAAUGACUGCCAUUACUGGCAUUGUAAACUUGGGAUUUACAGUCCACAAGAGAUCCUCUGUUUUGAUAUGCAUUAAUUUUAUUUUUUAUACAAAUCCACAACUCUACCAACAGACCUGUGAUCACCAUGUUUUAAUAAAGCUAGCUAUGACGAAGUCUGCUGAUUUCUGCUGUUAGAUUGAUUUACAGUUUAAAAAUUUAGCCAGAUUUUCUUAAACCUAAUUAUUUUUUUUUUUUUAGGUGUUGAAGGUGGAGAGACUGCUUGCAAGCUGGCUCGGAAGUGGGCAUAUACCGUGAAGGGUGUUCCAAAAUACAGGGCACAGAUUGUUUUUGCAGGUAAAGUCAAUACAUUGUACUAACAUUGUCUGUGCUUUAGAUUUUGUUACCAUGAAUACCUUGAGGCUUCUCCUAUUUCAGUUGCAGCAUAGUACAUAUAAAAUGCUCAACGUUUUCAACAAGACUGGUUUAAUACUGACCACAUUUGUAAAUUUUGCGGUUUUUGCAAACGUUUGCACAACUUAUGUUUUCAUUAUUUAGAACUGAUUUUUUUAAAAAUAUUUUUUGAAACUUGCCACAGUGUAUGCUAAAUCACUGGAAAAAAUGUUAAUGGGUAAAGGGGACACAAUGAAUUAUACUGCAAUGUUUAACCGUUUGUGUACCUUCUUUAAACUCGGGCAAAAGUCUGCCUGUACGUGUUUUUAAUGGUGACUUUUCCAUUUUCAGCUGGCAACUUCUGGGGAAGAACAAUGUCUGCAAUAUCAAGCUCCACAGACCCCUCCAGCUAUGAGGGAUUUGGGCCAUUUAUGCCUGGAUUUAAAAUAAUUCCUUACAAUGAUCUUCCUGCUCUUGAGGUAAACUUUAAAAACAAAAAUAAACAUUUUGUAAGAUUGUAUUAAACUUCAUGCAUUCAUUAUGCAAAAACACAAGGGAAAAUACUUUUAGUAUUAGUUUACCCCAAGAGUUGUUCCAUUUGUGAGUGGAACUCCUAUAAAAGCUGGUAUGUUGACUUUAAGCCUUUUUUGAACAGUCUGCUUUAACUUUGCGACGCAGGUUGUUUUUGGGGAUCGGGGUCCAGCUGUGCAUGUGUAGAACAUCUUGCUUCCCACUGUGGAGCCAUCUGUAAAGUUGUCUAAUCGGGAGGUUCUGACAUACUUCUACCUUGGGGAACUAAAAAUUAUUUCUCAAAAUAAGAAAUACUGAUGAAUAGCCAGUAGAGAUGUGCCUGUUCACCAGGAAACAUUCAAGAGUUGUGUAUUCCUACUUCCUUUUAGACCCAUCUUGCAUAUACUUAAUUGUAUCUCCCUUCUACAGCGUGCUCUGCAGGACCCCAACGUAGCUGCAUUCAUGGUUGAGCCAAUUCAGGGUGAAGCAGGUGUAGUUGUUCCUGAUGAAGGCUACCUGACUGGGGUGCGGCAGAUGUGCACAGCACAUAAUGUAAGUGUUAAAACUGUAUACAUUGUACAGCAUGGAAAUGAACUCUAGAAAUGGUCACUCAAACUCCCUUGCAUUGUCUAUUUAUAUAUUUUUAUUUUUCUAGGUUCUGUUCAUUGCUGAUGAAGUUCAGACUGGAUUGGCUAGAACUGGCAAAAUGCUUGCUGUGGACCACGAAAAUGUUCGCCCAGACAUUUUGAUACUUGGAAAAGCUUUGUCCGGAGGAACAUACCCUGUAAUUAUGCUUUUGGGGGGAAAUGGAAAUUACAUGUGAAACUUUUUAUAACAUUUGGCAGUGUACAAAUUUUAAAUCCAUGUACUCCCACCCAUUUCAGCCCCAAUAAAUGUAAUCAGACCCCCUUGGUUUUAGGUCUCUGCUGUUCUGUGUGAUGAUGAGGUGAUGCUGACCAUUAAACCAGGUGAACAUGGAUCAACCUACGGAGGCAAUCCUGUUGCAUGCCGUGUGGCCAUGGCAGCUCUGGAGGUAGGUUAUAAGUCCUGUAUUGGCGAAAUAUAGCUAGGGUUGAACAAGCGAUUCAUGUACUGGCAAAGGGAGGCUCUCCCGCUACCCCCUUCCAUGCCUCUAGUAAGUGCAAAAUACUAAAUAUAUGAUGGAACUGUAUUUUUGAAUAGCAGAUAUAGCACAAAGACAACUCUGAUUAUGAGAAUUGGUUAUUGUAUGCAUGGAAAUAAUUGAGGCCAAGAGGUUGAUAAGGUACAGCCAAAUAUUGGUCAAUCCCUGUGCGAUGUUAAACCUUGUAAUUAACCAUGAGAAAAUAGAGGUUUAUGAAGGGACAAGGCAAAGUGUUGGAGCAAAUGUGAGAAUAAUCUUAAGUGCAGAGACACUUUUUUUUUUAAAGGCAAAAGGCAGAGGCCGAUUAUGUUAUGUGUACAUGCGCCUACGCAGAGGCAAAAUAUACUAGAGCACAUUAUCCAUCCGUGGUACAUAGCGAACAUGCUAACUCAGUUUUCGUGCAUGAUGCGCUAUCUGUCUAGCAUAUGUUUGGGUUAAUAGAAACGUCAGGCUAGUUACAAUUUAAAUCGGUAUUUACGCAUGGGUUUGUAUAUCAAGGUAUGGAUGUAGGAUGGGUGCAUUAUGUAUUAAUCCAGCACGUGUGGAUGGGGCUUUGCCUGUCUGGGUAGAUGCGUCUAUGUGCCUAUUUUGUGUAUUAGGUUCCUGCUAGAGCUUCCAAUGUGCAACUGUGGGAGCGUGGCAUUGUGAUCUAGGUUUAGGUGCCAAUCCUUGAGCCUGCUGCUUUAAACAAAUACUGUUCAUUACAGUAUUGUCAUGUAGCCAUGCAUGCGAUGUAUGUCAUGUCCAUUGACCAUAAACUUUAGCCGAUAAGGAUAUCGGAUUUCGAAUGUGCUGGUGUUUGUGUGGACUCGCUCAUGAGGCGUCUUUCCUGACUGGAAGAGUUUUUGUAUAUUGUGUAUUACUCAGUGAGCAUAGUCCUUUCUAAGUUACAGUGUAAGCAUGGUAACAUACAUUAUAUAUCGUGUCCGUCUGGCUAUCAAGGCUGAAAUAAUAAAUGGCAUUAAGCUUGUGCACUUGGGGCACUAUAACAUAAACAGUGUAUACAUUUUUUGAGCCAUGUAUAGAUUACUUAAUUAAAUAACAGUGAAACUGUGCAUUUCUAACUUAAUUGCUAAAUUUGAGCUAUUUUUGCAGAUUAAGGCCCCUGAUUUUUAAUUACAGGCAUAGUCUUACAAAUAUGUACCUUACUGAAAGUUUGCAUGGGUUCAAUCUUUAAAUAUUUAGCAAUUAUGAUAUCUACGCCAACAUAUAGAGCAUCUAAAUAGGCAGAGUAUGCUAUAAAUAUAAUUCAACAUGGCAUGUACUUUUGUUUUCAUGCCUGGGUAUAAACACGUAAGUAUUAACAAUCUUAGGUAAUGCCUGAAGUAUAGUGGUUUUUAUAAAAUGAAGAAUUUUUUUUUCUAAGGUCCCUUCGCUGGGGGAGACCUCGCAGCGCGGAAUCCACAGUCUGAGCGGCACCGCUCUGUCUCCCUCAGGUGCAACUUUCAUGUUAGCUUAUCCGAAGUAUGGAUGUUUGCGGUGGGCAGGUUGAACCCGCCCAGGCCAUCCCAGUCCGGCAGACCCCCCUCUUUUUUCCCCCAAGGCAGUUCCUUGGGUCCACAUAGGGCUCCGCUGCGCUGUGGGCACUUGGAGAUGUUGGCAGUCCAGCGGUCCCCCCCUGCACCUCCCCAAACCCAGCAGAGCCCCUCUGGAGUUCCAGCCUAGUCAUGUCUCACCCGCCUCCGGUCUCAUACUUGAUGCCGGCACAUCCGCCAGGGGUCUGCAACUCUGCGUCACAGGGCUCACAGAAGUGGGGGACACUUUCUCCAGGACCACCCUUAAAUCCUGGAGUCUGGGCCGGCUCUGUCGACCGGUGUGCCGCCUGGGGGUGUCCAUUCACGGGUUCCGCUGCUCCACGGGCCGAGGCGUCCCAGCGCGGGCCCCUGGCACUAGCAUGCAUAGUGUUCCAUGUCACCAAUUGUGGUGUCCCCGGCAACCUAUGGCUGGGUGCCCAGAGUUUUGCCAUCGCUGGUCUAGGUAUUAAAAUCUCAACUUCUUAAUCCCUCCACUCUGCAACCCCAUCCUAUACAAUUCUGUUUUCGUUACUUGAAAGGAUAGUCGAUCAACCUAUCACAUCUUGUCUUGCGCUACUUAAUCGCAUGGAGUUUAGAUGGUGACCACAGUAAUUUACAAAAACACAAAGCUUAAUGUAACCAACUUCUUAUAAAAUCUGAAGAUAUUUUACUAGCAUGCCAUAGCUAUAGGGGUCCCCCCUAUUGGUAUUGAGGGCACCACUCAGGGGUGGGGGCUGGUGGAAGGACAACAGGUCCCCCUUAUUCUACUUUAGGCCCCCACUUGCCAGUCAGGAGGGGGACACUUAAGUUUUUUACGGUUUACUAGACAUGCCCCUACUCGCAGUACGGCGAGUAGGGGCAGAAUUUACUAAGUAAUUUUUACUUUGUUUUAGUAAAUUUGACUGAGACCAAUUUAGGUCUUUCAGCCUUUUGGUAGAUAGCUCCCUAAUACUGUGGGAAUUAGGGAGUUAUCUACUAAGCGGCUGCAAGAGAACAUUCGAAGUUCCGAACCUAAUUUCCUCAUGCGUCCACCUAGUCCUCCUUUAAUACCUUCAUAAGUCAUAUUCGGCAAGACUAAUUUUCCUUAGUAGGGAAUUAGGUGCUCCAGGCUGUCUUUUGAUUCACCCACUCUUCUUGGAUUAUCCACUCUUCCCAUGGAUACUGCCACUAAAUGCUUGAAAGAGUUUUACUUGCCCUAAAUUUUCCUUAAAAUAGUGGCAGUACAGAACUCCCUCUCUGCUUUUUGUUAUAUAUUUUUGUAGCAUUUGGCAUCUGUAAUUUCUUAUGACUAAAGUGGCUGUGUGGGUAUUGGCAUUUUAAGGUAUGAGUGGAAGAAGUGAAUUGUUUUUUCCCAGGUUACUUGUCCAGCAUAAGAACUAACAUCCUGUGGGUAGUGCCACUAUAUUAGAAAAAAAUAAAUUUACAGUAACUAAAAUUUGCUUUCUCACAUAUAAUGGUCUACACCCUCUCUUGUCUCCUAUGCGCUCUCCUGGCUAGCUGUGUGUAGUUAAAGCAUUGCCAUGUUUAGUGGCUUCUGAUUUUAAACAGUUUGACUAAUGUGUGAACCUAAUUUCCAAGUUGCUUUUCUCAAGACUUUUGUAUAGUCCUAAAUCAGAUUCUAAUGGGGAAAAUACUUUUAUUGUAACCAAAACUUUGUAAAUUGGUUCUGCUAUUAGGUCAUUGAAGAAGAGAACCUGGCUGAAAAUGCAAGAUUAAUGGGAGAUAUAUUGAGAGCAGAGCUGAUGAAGACUCCAAAUGACAUUAUUACACAUGUACGAGGAAAGGGGUUGCUGAACGCCAUUGUUGUGAAACAAAGUCAAGGUAAGACUUUCUACUACUAGAUCUAUUUCAGACUGUUGUGCCUAUUUGAUCCAUGAAAAGCUUUGAACAAAAUUAAAUUUUUUGUAAAUUUUGACACCCUUCCAUAAGACCUCUAAUGCUUCUUGUACAACUGGCUUCCUCUAAGUGGGUUACAUGAUGUUAUGUGAUAUAGAAUAUGUGAACAAAGUGUGGUAAACUGCACCAAAUAAGGUGAAUAAUUUCAACUACAAUAUUGUCUUCAAUAAUUAAAAUACUUAAUUUAAAAAAAAAAAUUUAGGUCUCUUUUGGUAAUCUUUGGAGGACCUCAAAGAAAUAUACAAAAAAUAGUGCAGUUUGUCAACUGUGUAAAAAGUGAAAUGAGGUUUUACAAAGUGCCAACUCGCACUUUAGAGAGCUGAGAGCUCUGCUGGUAGACGCCUGAACAGUAUAAUCCCAUUUGGCCUUACAUGCAGCUCCCCAUGCAAUGAGCACUCCCCCCUCGACUACAGUAAAAACACACUAUUACAUUGGCUCUCGGGUCCAGGAUACUCGCAUACAAAAUGGUUCAAUCCUUCCCCUGUGCCUUGGAGAUAAGAGUCAGCACUAUAUUAAACUCGACUAUCUCCAGGCACAAAACACAAAUAUUUUACAUAACCCCCACAUGUUACAUCCAGCAUAUCCAAAAAUCACCCAGUACGGUUCAGGAAUUUCCUGGAAGUCAUAAUUUGACCGACCGCACGCAUGGUCCCAUGCCCAAAACAGUUCCAGAGAAUCAGGGCUUGCGGUUGGUCUAGUUUGAUAAUUUAAAAACCGAACAUAGUCAAUGUUCUUACCCUGGAGCUUGUUCACCUUGUUCGUGGGAACGUUUCCACUGAACAGUGCCCUUCUAAGUUGUGUAGAACCGAAUGCUGGUGAUCCUGGAAUUCCAGCGGUGUUCGGGAGUUUCAGUAUCCGAAAACUGUCCUAUGAACCCUACAACCAAACACCGCUGCCUGCAUUCACGGGAACAAGAUGGCUGCCACCUCGUGGUCCCUCAUGCUAUAUGAACACUUGUAACACUGCAGUGGGAAGUGUUACAAAUGGUCAAUUCAGAUGAACAAGUUCCUGAGUGGUCUCUGGUUCAUGCGACUGGUCAGGAACCAAACCAUAUAAUCCCAGUUGCACAAACAGCCUUUUUUUAAAGUAUGUUUAGCCAGGUCUAUUGCAUGGGGCCAUAGUCCUGAGGCUGGCAAGCAGGCCUCCCCAAGAACACGUGACUAUGUUCAGUUUUUCACAACCCAAUGGUAUAGUAUAUCAAAUAUUUAAAUACAAGUAAAGUAAGAUCGUACAGAGCAAUAACUUACUCUGGGAUAUGAAAGGUCUGGAUCUGAAGCAGCAACAGGAUAUAGAUGAAGAGUGGAAUAAAAUAUACUGGAACUAAAGCUAUAUUAAAAUAUAAGCUUUAUUAGUAUAAAAACAAAAUGAAACUAGUGACAGAAGUGACUUUGGAUACUUGUUUUUUUUUUUUUUAUACUAAUAAAGCUCAUAUUUUAUUCCACUCUUAAUCUAAAUCCUGCUGCUUCAGAUUCAGACACUUCAUAUCCCAAGUGGGAAUUAUACCACCAGAGCAAGGACUUGCUCUGGAUAUUGUAAGUGGAAUACGGUCUUACUCUACUCAUAUUUAAAUAUUCAAUAUACUAUACCAUUGGGUUAUUUUUGUGUUGUAUCUCCUCUACAUAACUAAUGAACACGGAGAGGCUACUGCACUAACAAUUAACAUAUCCUUAAAUGGGGAUUAUACCGUCCAGGCAUUUACCAGCAGAGCUCUCAGUAGCUCUCUAAAGUGAGUUGGCACUUUGUCAACUGUGUAGAAAGUGAAAUGAAGUUUUACAAACUACACUUUUUUGUAUUUCUCUGAGGUCCUCCAAAGAUUUUUAUUACAAAGGACCUCUAAAGAGUGUAUGUAUAAAUUUUGUAAAUUGGCGUUAGAAUUGAACACAAUAAUGUAGUUGAAAUGAUUCACAUUAUUUGGUGCGGUUUACCACUCAGGCAGGGUUGUGUAUCCCUGCUGGUUCACUGCUGCCCAUUAUCUCUUUAUAGCGAGCACCUAUUCUGCAUUUUUUAAAAGUGAUAUAGAAUAUGUAUAUCGGUUGUUGAUCAAAGGAAAAUUUCUGAUGUCAUUAUGAAGUCAAGAAGUAAUUGGCUAUUUAAAGUCCUCCCGUUGUGGAUCAACAGCUUAAAAAAAGUUUAAUUUUUAGGGACCACAUAGGUGCCCAGACCUCUUCUCUUUGAAGUGUGUGUGUGGUGUCCACUGUCCCAUUACCUUGCAAUGUAAAUCAUUGCAGUUUCAGAGAAAUGUUACUAAGCAAAUUGUUAUGAUCAACAUCUGUUUCAUAGUCUGGAAUGCUUGCAAACCAUUCUUGGAUACACACCAUACACUUUUUAGGCAUACCGUGGCACAAUUUAGUGAAUCCUAUUUAUCUGCUAGACGUGUGAACUGGAUCUCGCUCUUGGUAACCUUAGAACUGUAAUUAAACAUAAUAUCCACUUAGUGGGCCUAAACUAGCCACUUUAAAUUGUAACCAUUUUGUUACCAUUUGAUAAGUGUUACUGUAGAAAUGUAUAUGGCACAAUUUUAGUGUCCAGUAUUAACACCAUUAAGAAAUUCGAAAUUAUUUCAGACCCUUUUUUAAGGAAAUAAAUUUCUCUCCACUUUUUCUAAACCUUUGUUGCAACAUUUGUUUACAUCACAUUUUCCUGGAACAUGCAUAGCUGUCGGACCACAUGUUUCCUGUAAAGUUUGGUUUAUUCUGAUGACAUUCUAUGCAGUUUUUCUAGAAAUGAAAUACAAACUAGUGCAAACAUAGACAAUACAUGUACAGAAAUUUUACUUUUUUAAGGUGUUGUGCCACUUUAUAAAAUUUAUAAAAUGUCUGACUUUUAGAGCUUUAUUGGCACUUCUUGAAUAAUCCUAGAUUCUGUAGCAAAACAGGUUUUAUUUAUCUACAUUUAGUCAUAACAGUUGGUUGGAGCCCUAGACUAUAUGCAUGACUGUAAAUGCCAGUUUCAGGUUAAUUUGGGAUUUUUUUUUUUCCACUUGAUUAACACACUGUGCUUGCUUCAGAAUGUGAUGCAUGGAAGAUGUGUCUCAGACUGCGUGACAAUGGACUCCUGGCUAAGCCCACUCAUGGAGAUAUCAUCCGACUGGCUCCUCCUCUUACCAUCAAGGAAGAUGAGAUCAGAGAGUGCAUUGAGAUCAUCCACAAGACUAUCCUUUCAUUCUAAGUAACUCACAUGGUGGACAUUCAUCAGACUGCAAUUUCCUUUUAGUUCAUCUAAGUAGGAGUUAGUGCUGUGGCUCCUAGUGACGUGUCUUCAUAGAAUUGAUCAUGCUUGCAUAUAUGGACAUGGAAUUUGCAUAAUUCAUCUGCUGAAAAACAUAUGAACAAUCUGUGGAAUAUCCAUUACUCCAAUGCCAAAAAGAGGGCAUGAAGGGUUGUCUUUAAUUUUCAGUACUUGUAAACUCAAAGCUCAGUGUAACUGAGUGGACACGCUAACUUCUAUAUAGUGUAUAUAGUGCUGUGGGUGUUUAAAAGUAAGAUUUGUAGAUGUUAUUUAAUGCAUAGGUCUGUAUAGCAUAAAUUCAGUAUUCCAAUCUAGGGUUGGUGCAUAAAAUAAAAUUGUUGCAUUACCACUUGACUUUAAAUUAUUUAAACUGUGAAUCUUAAAGGCUAGAACUAAAUGCACUGUUCAUAAGCUGUAUUCCAAACACCAAAGUGCCCCUCUGGACCUUCCUCCCGGCCCCCGGUGGCAUAUAAAGUGUAAAAUACAGCGCAGAAGUCUCUGUGCUGUCGAGGCCC